UAUAAGGCCUCCCGUGUUGACUCCACUCUUAUUGUUAUCGUCGUUCCUCCUAACAACAUCGAUAACCCCUAUACUACAGUAAGCAUGAGUCAGUGGCCAUCUCUUCUAGCAGGGUAUGAAGGUGCAGAACCCCUUCCAACCACGAUCAAUCCUGACGGGAAGUCCCUGUACAACCCACCUGGUCCUCGCUCGGCCGCCUAUGAUGAAUUCCCGAAACAAUUUAGUCCGUCUAAGAAUGGUUUCGACUUCCACAUUUAUUACAUGGCCGCUGUGGCUGCUCAGGCGCAAUAUGCGAAAGAACUACACGAGCGUGUAAGGAGGGAGUUUCCGGAGUUGCGGAUAUAUAGGCUCUGGGAUAAACCAAUCGGUCCUCACCCUACCGCCAUGUUCGAGGUAAAUACAUUCAAUCCCCACCAGACUGGAGCAUUAUUUUCGUGGCUUGUCGUUAAUCGGGGACCUUGCGACGUUCUCGUCCACCCGAACACUGGCGAUGCACUCAGAGAUCACACAGAGCUGGCGACGUGGAUUGGAAGGACAUGGCCAUUGUAUGAGGAAGGUCUUUUCUCUACUCGUCCAAGUUGAAGAAAAUCAGAGCAUCCUCUAUGAAGAUCCUCCGUCCUCUGUAUCAUCAGUCUUCCAGCAGAAAGGCACUGCUUGUUCAUGUACACUAGAUAUAUAUCAUGGCUUACUGCGACAUUUGGU
Messenger RNA from Suillus discolor, 702 nucleotides. RefSeq names its product DOPA-like domain-containing protein. The transcript has 5 exons. Bases 85 to 582 code for a protein of 165 amino acids. The record is from RefSeq and is a predicted model, not a curated record. NCBI's taxonomy places the organism in Eukaryota, Fungi, Basidiomycota, Agaricomycetes, Boletales, Suillaceae.